GAAAGGGCAAGAUAAUGUUACGCCGACUCCUUUUCAUUUUAUUUAAUCGGAAAAGAAAAACGAAAUAACGAAGACUCUUAUUCGAAGCUACACAAGCCAUAGCUCCUGCUAUUUCUUCCCGUCUCUCUCUUCUUUGACUUUUUUUCCCAGUUUGAGUUUUUUUUUACAGAUCAUCAGAUUUGGUUUCAUAUUCAGACGCUGAGAUUUCAGAUUCCUGAAAGAUCUGGCUAUUGAUCGAAAGAGUGAAACAAAAAAAAUGGACUACCCUGAAAGUUAUCGGAUAACGUUUACUGGAAUCUUGGUUGCUUUUCUUGAAUUAGCAUUUGCUUAUUGUCUAUUAUGUGUAUCAGCUUUGGUCUUUAUUGCGUCCAAGUUCUUACUCUAUUUACCUUGUCCCUCUUCUGGAAUGCUUGGGUACCAAAACGUCCAUAAACUUCUCUUUGACUUGCCAUUCGAGAUCAUACUCCGAAUCCAGAAGAUGGCCGUUGCCAGUAGAACAAGCGUUUGGCAUCAUCAAGACCAAGAAGAAGAGAGAAAGAGUUCGGUUGGUAAAGAUAAGAACUUGGAAUUAAUGAAUAAGGUGAGAUUGCUUGAAGAAGCUGUUGAGGAAGAGAGGUUGGCUCGAUCUGCUCUAAUCGUGGAAUUGGAGGAAGAAAGAGCGGCUUCAGCGUCAGCAGCUGAUGAAGCCAUGGCUAUGAUUCUGAGGUUACAAGCUGAUAAAGCUUCACUUGAAAUGGAAGGGAAGCAGUAUGAGAGAAUGAUUGAGGAGAAAUUUGCAUAUGAUGAGGUAGAGAUGAAUAUUCUCAAGGAGAUUUUAUUCAAAAGGGAGAGGGAAAAGCAUUUUCUUGAGAAGGAACUUGAGACUUACAAGCACAUUGAUGAUGAUGAUGAUGAUGAUCAAGAAGCGAUUGUGUAUGAUGUUCAUGUCAUUGAAAAUGAUAAUAAUGCUAAGAAGAAAGAUGUUGACGCAGCAGAACAUAAAGUAAGGGACUGUGAUGAUCAAGUGAAGCAAAUGGAUGACUUAUUGAAGGAUAGUGAUUCAUCAACAUAACCUUCUUAAUAAAGUUUUUCUGUUGGUUGUAAUAUCUUUGCUAUCUUGCUUACUCUGUUUUCUGUAAUGUGGUUUGGGUAGACUUUGUAUAAAUUUGUGAAAAUAUUAAUGUACAACUUUGUGACA
Raphanus sativus (radish) is the source of this 1177-nucleotide messenger RNA. RefSeq names its product myosin-binding protein 3. The coding region runs from base 257 to 1051 and encodes 264 amino acids. Lineage: Eukaryota; Viridiplantae; Streptophyta; Magnoliopsida; Brassicales; Brassicaceae. The record is from RefSeq and is a predicted model, not a curated record. The transcript has 2 exons.